CCGGACCCUGUAUGUGGGCGUGCGGAUGCCCCUGGUGAGGCAGAGCCACCGGCACCACCGACCGCACAGUCAGAAACAUCGGAAGCGGGAGCGGGUGAAGGGCUCGGCCCAAGCGGGCCACAGCUACCGCGAUACCCCAUCCCAGCGGGUGCAGUUCAUCCUCGGCACCGAGGAGGACGAGCAGCACGUGCCCCAUGAGUUAUUCACCGAGCUCGACGAGAUCUGCGUGAAAGAGGGCGAGGACGCGGAGUGGAAGGAGACGGCCAGGUGGCUGAAGUUCGAGGAGGACGUGGAGGACGGCGGGGAGCGCUGGAGCAAGCCCUACGUGGCCACGCUCUCCUUGCACAGCCUCUUCGAGCUGCGAAGCUGCAUCAUCAACGGCACCGUGCUGCUGGACCUGCGCGCCAACAGCAUCGAAGAGAUCGCAGAUAUGAUCCUCGAUCAGCAAGAACAGUCCAGCGAGUUUGACGAGCGCAUGCGGAUGAGAGUGCGGGAAGCCCUUCUGAAGAAGCAUCACCAUCAGAACGAGAAGAAGAGAAACAACCUCCUCCCCAUCGUCCGCUCCUUCGCCGACGUGAACAAGAGGCAGACAGAUUUGCACCUCCCCGACAAACCGGCCCAAACACUGUCUCUCCAUCAACCUCCUGCCACCGUGGAAGCUAAAAAUGGGACAAACAGCGAGACCAGCCCAAUGGAUUUAAGCAAGGCGGAGCUGCACUUCAUGAAGAAAAUUCCUACCGGGGCUGAAGCGUCAAACGUUCUUGUAGGAGAGCUGGAUUUCCUUCGCCGGCCCAUCGUGGCGUUUGCACGGCUGAAUCCGGCUGUUCUGCUCUCCGGCAUGACGGAAGUUCCCAUCCCAACAAGGUUCCUGUUUGUUUUGCUCGGACCAGAAGGAAAAGCUCAUCAAUACCAUGAGAUUGGCAGGUCCAUGGCUACACUCAUGACAGAUGAGGUUUUCCACGAUGUUGCCUAUAAAGCCAAGGACCGCAGUGACCUCGUGGCUGGCAUCGAUGAGUUCCUAGACCAGGUCACAGUCCUGCCGCCUGGAGAGUGGGAUCCAUCGAUCAGAAUUGAGCCCCCAAAGAACGUCCCUUCGCAGAAAAAAAGGAAGACGCCAGGAGCCCUUGAUGACACCGAUGGUCAUAGUGAACCUGAAAAACACAGUGGUCCUGAGCUACAGAGGACAGGAAGGCUUUUUGGAGGUUUGAUCCUGGAUGUGAAACGAAAAGCCCCCUGGUUCUGGAGUGACUUUCGGGACGGUCUGAGCCUGCAAUGUCUGGCGUCCUUCCUCUUCCUCUACUGCGCCUGCAUGUCCCCCGUCAUCACCUUCGGCGGGCUGCUGGGGGAGGCGACCAAAGGGCACAUAAGCGCGAUGGAGUCGCUGCUGGGAGCAUCCAUGACCGGAGUGAUGUAUUCCCUGUUUGCUGGCCAGCCUCUCACCAUCCUCGGGAGCACCGGCCCCGUCCUGGUGUUUGAAAAGAUCCUCUACAAGUUCUGCAAGGACUACGGGCUCUCCUAUCUCUCCCUGAGGGCCUGCAUUGGGUUGUGGACUGCCUUCCUCUGCGUGGUCCUCGUGGCCACCGACGCCAGCUGCUUGGUGUGCUACAUCACCCGCUUCACCGAAGAGGCCUUCGCCGCCCUCAUCUGCAUCAUCUUCAUCUAUGAGGCUCUAGAGAAGCUGUUUUGGCUGGGGGAGGCCUACCCCAUCCACGUGGACAGCAAGCUUGACCUUCUGACCAUCUACUACUGUAAAUGUGAAGCCCCAGCCCAUCCUACCAAUGAGACCCUGCUCUUCUGGGAGAGCAACAAGAUCAACGCAUCUUUGAUUGCUUGGGAAAACCUCACAGUGUCUGAAUGUCGGCGUUUGCAUGGAGAAUUUCAUGGACCUGCCUGCGGACACGAUGGUCCCUACACACCCAAUGUCCUCUUCUGGUCCUGCAUCCUGUUCUUCGCCACCUUUGUCCUGUCGGGCUCGUUGAAGACCUUUAAAACCAGCCGCUAUUUCCCAACCAGAGUACGAUCCACCAUAAGUGACUUUGCUGUUUUCUUCACCAUCGUCAUCAUGGUGAUUAUUGACUUCCUGAUCGGGGUCCCAUCGCCCAAGCUUCAAGUUCCCCAUAUGUUCAAGCCCACCAGAGAUGACCGUGGGUGGCUCAUCAACCCCAUAGGACCCAACCCUUGGUGGACGGUGUUGGCAGCGGUCAUCCCCGCUCUGCUCUGCACCAUCUUGGUCUUCAUGGACCAACAGAUCACUGCUGUCAUUGUGAACAGGAAGGAGCACAAGCUUCAGAAAGGAUGUGGGUACCACCUGGACCUUCUCAUGGUGGCCGUGAUGCUCGGCGUGUGCUCCGUGAUGGGGCUGCCGUGGUUCGUGGCUGCGACCGUCCUCUCCAUCACCCACGUGAACAGCCUCAAGUUGGAGUCUGGCUCCUCAGCGCCAGGAGAACAACCCAGGUUUCUGGGCAUACAAGAGCAGAGAGUCACCGGCUUGAUGAUAUUUGUGCUCAUGGGUUGUUCCGUCUUCUUGACUGGUGUAUUAAAGGUAAGGGGAUGCAAAACCUUCUAACUACUCCCUUUGCUUCAGGGCUGAAUAACUAAACACUUUGUGUUGCUGCAGGAAUUAUCAUCGCUCCGAGGAAUUCAGUUCUUUGAUCGCUUGAAGCUCUUUGGGAUGCCGGAGAAACACCAGCCGGAUUUCAUCUACCUGCGACACGUCCCCUUGCGCAAAGUGCAUCUCUUCACCCUGAUCCAGCUCACCUGCCUCGUUCUGCUCUGGAUCAUCAAAGCGUCCCCCGCGGCCAUCGUCUUCCCCAUGAUGGUUUUGGCUCUCGUCUUUGUGCGGAAGGUCAUGGAUUUCUGCUUCUCGAAGCGGGAGCUCAGUUGGCUGGACGACCUUAUGCCAGAAAGCAAGAAGAAGAAACUGGACGAUGCCAAAAACGAAGCCAAAGAAGAAGAGGAGUCUCAGAAGAUGAUGGAAGCUGCUGCAGCAAAUUCAGUCCAGCUGAAGCUGGGCAAAACCAGCUACUCAGAUGUCUCAAAGCAAGAUAAUGAUAG
Messenger RNA from Tinamus guttatus (white-throated tinamou), 3054 nucleotides. The record is from RefSeq and is a predicted model, not a curated record. NCBI's taxonomy places the organism in Eukaryota, Metazoa, Chordata, Aves, Tinamiformes, Tinamidae.